Thalassophryne amazonica is the source of this 1038-nucleotide messenger RNA. RefSeq names its product sperm acrosome associated 4 like (gene spaca4l). The transcript is spliced from 3 exons. NCBI's taxonomy places the organism in Eukaryota, Metazoa, Chordata, Actinopteri, Batrachoidiformes, Batrachoididae. The coding region runs from base 54 to 443 and encodes 129 amino acids. The record is from RefSeq and is a predicted model, not a curated record.
CGGUCUGAUACUGCACACGGUUUUUCUGCUCGAGUCAACUUUGGGUGUCGAACAUGAACAGAAUCAUUUUGCAUCUGAUUGUUGCCGGUUUCUGCCUCACAUUCGGUCACGCCUUGAAAUGCUACAAUUGUCAUAUCGGUUUUAAGGACGUGUGUUUGACCACCAAAAUCACAUGUGACUCUGGAGAACUUUGCUUCAAAGGUGAAGGGAAAGCAGCUGGUGUUGUGAGCAUCAUAAUGAAAGGCUGUCUAAAAGAGGCAGAGUGCAACAAGACCACAGAAAUGAAUUUUCCCUCCGACUCCAACACAACGAUCUACUCUAUGACCAAGACGUGCUGCAACACAGACCUCUGUAACGCUGCACCUGGUCACCCCGGGGUGUCCGGGCUGCCGCUGGCCCUUGCUGCUGUCGCUGCCGUGUUUUUGGCUCAUGUCUGUGUGUGACAAGUGAAAUGGCAAAUUUUCUCAAAACACACAUACACGACAUUCCUACAUAGUAUGUGCGUGGGAGCACUGUGAGGUUUAAUUUAAAAGGUUUUCUCGGGCGGUCAUGGUAUGUAUGUUUUUUUUUUUUUCGCGCAGGUCUCAUAUUUACGGUCGGCGUUUGGGUGCAACACACUCUGAUUUCAUACACACACUGCAUAUGUCUUAAAUCACAGCUUUAAAUUUGAUAUGUUUGAUUUGCAUUGUUUCUGUAUGUUUUAGCUUUAAUGUCGAGGUGAUUGUGUCCCUCUCAUCACUGCAACACAUUUACUUAGUCAAAAUAAAACAGUAUUCCUGGAGUUUGACUCAAUAAUAACACUGAUGCAAUUAAGAAAAUUUAUUUAAAAUGUAUGCUUGGUCAUUAAUGAUAAUUUUCAUUAUUUUCACUAGACUGAGUGGUAAAGGCCUGUCAAAAGCUGCAAUACCUAUAAAAUUAGUCAUCCCUUACACUUUUAUUUGGUUUUAUUCUUAUUUUUAAUUUUGUUUUAAUCAUGUUUUUUAAUAUAAAAUAAUUUAUAAUAUAAUUUAAUAUACAAUAAUUUACAAAAAAAAAAAA